CACACAGACACACACACACACACCACACACACCUGGAUCUCUCUCCUAUUCCCUUCCUUGUCCUUCAUGACCUCAUUCUCUCCCUGGUCCUCCAGGUGAGUGCCCACGCCUGCUGUCACCAUGACGACCAUUCACCACCAGCAGCUGCUGCAGGAGCACGUGUCCAUGGAGUUCUCGAGCUCCACCACCCACGUGCAGACCUUCUCCCAGACAACCAAGAUCGUGGGAGAGGAAGUCGUGACAAGCAAGUCCUCGAGCACCGUAGAGUUCUUCAGCUUGGUCACUCGGAGUUCUGACAUCCCUCCGGGCGAGAGCAUCCCAGAGUUCGUGGAGAAACCCCACCCGGUCACCGCGUCCGAGGGGGAUAAAGCCGUGUUCCGAGCCCGGGUGCAGGGAAACCCCAAACCCAACAUCUCCUGGAAGAGAGAGAGCGGCAUCCCCAUCAAGGAGUCGGCCAAGAUGUUCUACGACAGCAUUAACAAGGAGCACGUGCUGAAGCUGGAGCCACUGACCUCCGAUGACUCUGACAACUACAAGUGCAUCGCAAGCAAUGACCAUGCAGAUGCCAUCUACACUGUGUCUUUGCUAGUGACAGAAGGUCAAGAGAAAAUGGAUUUCAAAAAGAUGUUGAAAAAGAGGGCACCCCCUGCUCCCAAGAAGAAGCAGAAGAAGGGAAUAGGUGAGAAAGAGAUGCUGGAGAUUUUGUCCAAGGUGCCCAAGAAGGACUUUGAGAAGGUCUGCAUGGAGUACGGCUUCACCGACUUCCGGGGCCUGCUCAAGAAGCUCAAAGAGAUGAAGAAAGUGGAGGUGGAGACCAUCCGGAUUCUGAAGCCCCUGGAAGACAUACAGACCAAGAUUGACACCACUGUGGUCUUUGACUGCAUCAUGGAGCUGAAGGAUCCCAAUGUCAAGAUGAUAUGGAUGAAGGGUAAUGAACCACUGAGGAUCCAGUACUCCCUAGGCAAGUAUGAUGUGAAGCAGAUGGGCACGAAGCACAUGCUUGUUAUUACAAACGUGAAUAUGAAUGACGCAGGCACCUACAGCCUGGUCGUGGGUGACAAGCGGAUGACAGCAGAGCUCACAGUGCUGGAUGAGCCACUAAAGUUCUUGGGAGAGAUGAAGCCAGGGAAGGUGACAGAGCGCCAGACAGCUGUAUUUGAGAUCCGCCUCUCCAAGAAAGUGCCUAACUUUGUGUGGAAGUUCAAUGGGAAGGAGCUGAAGAGGGACGAAAAGUAUGAAAUCACAGUGUCUGAGGAUGGUCUGACUCACACACUUAAGAUUAAGGAUGCCAGACUCAGUGAUGCUGGCGAGUUCUCUGCUGAAGUGGGGGACCUGGUACAGAAGGCCCAGCUCACUAUUGACCGCAUCCCCAUCAAGUUUGUGAGAACCCUCAAGAAUGUACGUGUGAAAGAGAGAAGCCGCGCAUGCCUCGAGUGUGAGCUGACAUCCAAGGAUGUGACACUGCACUGGAAGAAGGAUGGGCAGCUGCUGGAACGCAGCACCAAGUACAGCAUGAGCCAUGAGGGCAAGCGAGCAGAGCUGGUCAUUGAGGAUGCACUUCUCAGUGACAGUGGCGAGUACACCGUGGUGGCCAUGCAGGAUGGAGACCCCACUGAAUACUACAGUACUGCCAUGGUCACUGUGGAGGAGCGUCUGGCCACAGUGAAGAGCGGGAUGUCUGACGUGCACGCGGCCACUGGGAGCCCGGCUGAGCUGUGCGUAGUGCUCAACGACGAGAAGGUGGAGGGCGUGUGGCUGAAGGACGGCAAGGAGAUCACCGACUUGCCGGGCGUGCAGAUCGUGAAGCAGGGUGCAGUGCACAAAAUCAUCUUCCCCAAUAUGGGUCCGGAGCACGAGGGCAAGUACACUUUCCGGGCCAAGGGCGCAGAGAGCGAAGCCUCGGUAUUCAUCGCAGAUCCUCCUACCAUCGACCCAUCCGUGCUGGAGGCGCUGGCCGCACACCCCGUGACUGUGAAGGUGGGCCACACGGCCCACAUCAAGGUGCCCUUCCGGGCGAAGCCGCUGCCCAAAGUGACGUGGUACAAGGACGGCGUGGAGGUGACGGAGGAGGAACGUGUGUCCAUGGAGCGUGGGGAAGACCAGGCUCUGCUCACCAUUUCAAAUUGCGUGCGUGAGGACAGUGGCCUGGUUCUGCUCAAGCUCAAGAAUGACCACGGCACAGCGACAGCCUCUCUGCACCUCAGCGUGCUGGACCGUCCCAAGCCUCCCCAGGGCCGGGUGGAGUUCCUGGAACUCUCGGGAAGCUGUGUGCACAUGAAGUGGAAGGCCCCGAAGGACAACGGCGGGCGGCCUGUGACGCAGUUCAUAGUCGAACGGAGGAUGGUCGGCAAGAAGUCCUGGAUUAAGAUAGGCGAGGUGGACAGCAAAUUCACGAAAUUCUCCACCAACAAGAUAGAAGAGGGGAAAGCCUACCAGUUUCGUAUCCUGGCGGUUAAUUCGGAAGGAGUGAGCGACCCGCUGGAGACGGAUGAAGUGUUUGCGGGAAAUCCCAUAGAGCCUCCUGGUCUUGCCUCCCAGCCUCAAGUGACUGAUGUGACCAAAGAGGCCAUGACCAUUACAUGGAAUGCCCCAACCCAGGACGGGGGAGCCCCAGUGCUUGGCUACAUUGUGGAGCGGAGAAAGAAAGGCAGUAACCUAUGGGUGCCAGUCAACAAGGACCCCAUCCAAGACACCAAGUGCACCGUGGAUGGUCUCCUGGAGGACACAGAAUAUGAAUUCCGAGUUAUAGCUGUGAAUAAGGCAGGCCCCGGACAGCCCAGUAUGGCAUCCAACUCAGUGGUAGCCAAGGACCCCGUCAAACCCCCAGGCCUGGUGCAGGGUCUGCACGUGUCUGAUUCCUCCAACUCCAGCAUCUCCCUGGCCUGGCGGGAGCCUGCAGAGGGAGACCCCCCCUCCGGUUACAUCCUUGAGAUGCGGGCGGAAGACACUAAGGAGUGGUCCAAGUGCACAAAGAUCCCCAUCUCGGGCACCUGCUACACGGUGGGAGGCCUCACCGAGAGGCAGAAAUACUUCUUCCGAAUCCGGGCUGUGAAUGAGGCUGGGGUCGGGGAGCCUGUGGAGCUGGAUGAGGGGGUCCGUGCCAUGCCCCCACCAGCUGCCCCCAAGUUUGACCUCAGUGCCCGGCUGAAGAGUCACAUGGUGGUGCGCGCUGGGACAGCCCUCUGCAUCCACACUGCCUUCUCUGGGUCACCACCACCCAAUGUAAUCUGGCAGAAAGACGGCAUCCCCACCAAGGGCCGGGAAACCAUCACCAAAAGCAAAAACCACUCCCAGUUCCUCAUCAACAGCACCAAGCGCUCCGACUCAGGGGUGUACCGCAUCUUGCUGCAGAACGAGUUUGGAGAGGCAUCCUAUGACAUCCACGUGCGUGUGACAGAUUUCCCACGGCCGCCCACAAACCUACAGCUGUUUGAGGAGGUCCCCAACACAGUGACUCUGACCUGGAACCACAGCCCUGACGUGCAGGAGGACAGCGAGGCCCACUACGUGAUCCUGAAGCGGGAUGCCAGCACCGCCACCUGGUUCACGGCCGCCGACCACGUGUUCAGCAACAAGUACACGGUGACCGGGUUGCUCCCCGGCAGGAAGUACUACUUCCGAGUGGUGGCCCGGAACGAAAUUGGUGACAGCGACCCCCUUGACUCCAAGGAUACCUGGCACGUCAACAAGGACAAGAUCGAGGACCUGAGCGCCACGCUGAAGCCCUACCAGCAGAAGGACUGGCGCCACGCGCCGCGCUUCGUGACCCCGCUCAAGCCGCACACGGUGCUGCGCGGCCAGGACUGCACCAUGACCUGCGCCUUCCUCGGGAACCCGCGGCCCACGGUGACCCUCUACAAGGGCGACGUCAACAUCACGGCCAACUCCAAGUUCUGGUACAACUCCACCAGCGGCGUCUGCACGAUCGUCAUCCCCACCUGCACGCUCAAGGACAGCGGCGAGUACAGCGUGCUGGUGGAGAACGAGCUGGGCAAGGACCGCAGCAGCUGCGCGCUCACGGUCUACGACAAAGAUGACAAGUCAAUUCUAGCAUCAGUCACUGAAAGUCUGCAGAAGUCAAAGUACCUUAUGUGAGCUCCGGCCCAGGCCAAGCAUCAGGAGGAUAUUGUGAGGGCUUAUCCUGUUGUUUCUGGGUCUCUUCCGUGCAUGGCCCCAGUGAGGGCGACCCCGUUUGCUCUCUGGUGCUCGUCCGUGUAAACAGUCCAUGAAGGCAUGGGAUAAUAAACUGACUAAGCUCACCCCUGCCUGUUCCUGAGGGUGAUGUGCAGGGACCAAGGACAUGGACUUGGGAGUGGAUGGGGGCACACGGAGCAUGGACCCCAAGUCACACACUUACCUUGAGAGUGACUGGCCUUGGCUUGCCUUCCCCUCCCCGGCAGCCCCAGUGCACCCUCCCCUCCCCUUGGGGCAAGGUUAAACAAGUCCUAAUAGGCUUUAUCCUUCUCCUGGUCCUUCCCCCACCCCCCUUUCUUCACCAGGUGUGUCGUUGUUGUCGUCGUCAUCAGAGUUCUGGGGUUUGAAGGGAUCAGGGCCUUGCCUCUUUAGUGUCCAGGAUUCCCGCUAUUUCAGAAUUAGUGCAUCUCAGAGCUAGAAGGGAUUGGUCACCCAACUCACUAGGUUUCAAACUUAGGUUUUACAGCAGAAUUCUCUCUUUAACAAAAAAAAAAAAAAAAAAAAAAUCAUAAGAAACUACCGGACUUCAAACAAGGAUAGGGGGAUCUCUGAGCCUCCCUCCUCUACUUCUUUCACUAUCUCCCCCCAACCAGAGGUCUCUAAAAAUCCUAAUUUGAAAAUCAUGAAUUCACCCAUUCACCCAUCACUGGACUAAGUCUCCUCUAUCCAGUCCUCACUACUCUACACCCUCCCGGCUAAGGGCACAUUCACCACCACCCAAGACUUCCCUCUCAGCUUCUGGGUCAGGCAACUGCCCAUUAAGAUGCAAAUGCCCCUGGUGCGGAGUGACUCCACUCCAUUGUUUCGCCAAGGGCUUCCCAUCUAAAGUGCAAAUCAACCAAUCUAAUCUCCCUCCUCCCCACUGUUUGACUGAGCCCAGAGUCCAAGGAGAGAGGAGACGCUUGAAGGGAAUCUGGAUCACUCGAGUGAGCAGGCAGCAGUAAAGGCCACUGAGUAACCACGAAUUCCCAAAGGUGCCAGGCACCCGUGCACAGGGCAAUGCAUCCAGGAGAAACUUGGAUGGUGGCAAAUACUACCCAUCCCCCAUCCUCCGGAACUACAUCCUCACCCAUACACGUGACCAAGGAAGUGAAGGCCCAUUCCAACCGGCACCAUGUCACCAGAGCCAGGGAGCCAGCCUGGCGCCAAGAUGCACUGGCCAGCACUGUGACC
Nyctereutes procyonoides (raccoon dog) is the source of this 5367-nucleotide messenger RNA. RefSeq names its product immunoglobulin superfamily member 22 (gene IGSF22). NCBI's taxonomy places the organism in Eukaryota, Metazoa, Chordata, Mammalia, Carnivora, Canidae. The coding region runs from base 121 to 4095 and encodes 1324 amino acids. Gene Ontology annotation, molecular function: protein binding. The transcript is spliced from 22 exons. The record is from RefSeq and is a predicted model, not a curated record.